AUCUGUCACUUCCAAUUAAUGUGAGCUAGGAAAAGUUACGAAUAUUUUUACAAGUUACUAUGACAAGGUGCCUUAUCUUCCUACAUAUACAAUACUAGCCCAGAAACAUUGCCAAUUCGCUUACUCGUCUAGUAUUCAGUAAGUUUCUACCUACAAUAUCACACUGGCCUUAUCUCCAAAGAUCUAAACAAAUCAGCAUAAGCAGUCAAACCUCACGUCCACAGAAAUAGUCCGAAGCAUUCAACAGAAUUAAAACCUCAUUUUGACAUCACCUCAAACUGUCGCUGGAGCUGUGAGAUUAUCCCCCCUCCCGUUCCCUCCCUUUUCCUCUUCCCUCUGGAUGAAGAGGGAGCGAGAGCGCACGUCAGUCAACCGGUGACAGGCGCGUCGAGAUAACGCCACGGAAAAGUAAAAGGAUUUUAGCAGCGGCUGUGUCUUUGCCUCAAACUUUUUUUUUUAAUUUAGUGAAAAAAGAAAGCGAGGUUUUUAAUUUCUAGGACUUUGUGGCCUUUGUGGAAAUAGAUUUUUUUAAUAAGGUACUUUUUAUGAUUAUUUGGCUGUAAAGAAGAGGCUCAAACAAUUUUCAGGACUGUUUAAAACAAAAUUUAGUUUUUUUAUAUAAUUUUGGCGGCAAGCAUAAUUAAAACCAAAUCAACAUGUCAUUACCGAUUAUUUUAUUUUUUCUCGUGUGCCUAGUGGUUCUAUUGAUUUGAAAUUACAAAAUGUGUGUUCUUAAUGGGACAGUUGAUAGUGUUGUGCUUCUGAAGGUGUUGUUCGGUGGAUUCUUAUGAGAAGUCCAGUCAGGAUGCGUUGGAAUGCGCGCUGCAGUAAGCGACGGGGACUGGAUUCUACUCUUGGACUGCUCUAAGCCAGCCGCAAGGAGGCCAGGCACUCGCCGCUCGACUCGGCCGCCAUUAUGAAAGAGAAAAGCAAGAACGCGGCGCGUUCCCGCCGCGAGAAGGAGAACGCAGAGUUCCUGGAACUGGCCAAGCUGCUUCCGCUUCCGUCCGCCAUUACGUCACAGCUCGACAAGGCUUCCGUCAUCAGACUGACGACUAGCUACUUGAAAAUGAGACAGGUUUUCCCUGAUGGCCUAGGCGACGCGUGGGGCUCCUCCCCUCCCCCGCCCGCGCCCCGCGAGCUGGCCAUCCGCGAGCUCGGCUCCCACCUGCUGCAGACGCUCGACGGCUUCGUGUUCGUGGUGGCGCCGGACGGCAAGAUCAUGUACAUCAGCGAGACCGCCUCCGUGCACCUGGGUCUGAGCCAGGUGGAACUAACCGGCAACUCUAUCUACGAGUACAUCCACCAGGCGGACCACGAGGAGAUGAGCGCCGUGCUGAGCCUGCAGCACCCGCACUCCUACCUCGGACACCAGUACACUAGCAACGGAUACCCAGUGGUAGGCGCGUGGGGGCCGACAGUCGACAUCGAAUGUGAACGAGCUUUCUUCAUACGAAUUAAGUGUGUGCUUGCCAAGCGCAACGCUGGACUCACUACCUCAGGAUAUAAGGUGAUCCACUGCUCGGGCUACCUACGAGCGCGACGGUUCGGCGAGGGCUCGGCGCCGCUGGGGCUGGUGGCGGUGGGGCACUCGCUGCCGCCGUCCGCCGUCACCGAGCUCAAGCUGCACUCCAACAUGUUCAUGUUCCGCGCCUCGCUCGAUAUGAGACUCAUCUUCCUUGAUGCCAGGGUGGCAGCACUGACGGGCUACGAGCCUCAGGACCUGAUCGAGAAGACUCUCUACAACUACAUACACGGCACCGACGUGUUGCACAUGAGAUAUUCACACUGCACAUUGCUAACAAAAGGUCAAGUGACGUCUCGCUACUAUCGCUUCCUGACCAAGUCCGGCGGCUGGGUGUGGAUGCAGAGCUACGCCACCAUCGUGCACAACUCGAGAUCUUCCCGCCCGCACUGCAUCGUGUCUGUCAACUAUGUGCUAAGUGACGUCGAAGAGAAGCACCUAAUCCUGAACGCAGACCAAGGCCCACCGAAGUUAAACCAUCACAUCGAGACCCCUUCGUCGACCACGCACCCCACGCCGCCUACACCGCCUAUGCCGCACGUCAGACAUACAGACAACAAACUCAACCACAUACACCUCAACGAGAGCGAAUUCAGCGGCGACUCUAGCGGAGGAUACCCCACCUACCCCGAAUACAGCCUGCCAAUCAUACCCGCCUACAACGAAAACCACGAAGAAUACCACCAAACACAGAACGGAACGUACCAAGAACUGUUCUACAACGAAAACUACACAGAAACCAACGAUAUCCUACCAAACUACGUUUACCCGACUCAAAGCCAAAGACCUUUCUCAGCCAGUUCUUCGUCAUGCAGUUCGAUAGAGAGCUCGGAAGUGCAUUCGAAUCAACAGUACUCCGUUUCUAAUUACACGAAUCUAAUCUCGUUUUACGGGCAGCAAGGGCAUCAGAAUCAAAAUGGCCGCCCGGUAAUGGCGGAUGGCGGGAACCUGAUGACUCCGAGUCCGGCGGUACAAGAGGGAUACACAAGCGUCAUCGUGGACAACACGCAACAGUUCCACCACCACGGAGGAGGUGUCAACGAGUUUGUGCAUUGAUAAAGAAAAUAACGGAAACGACAUAACCGUUGUGAAAAAAUAACCGUUAUUUAAAGGUGCUAUGGCCGACGUUGGACCGCACUAUUGUUUAAUUUAUUCAAAUGUGCCAAAAGAUAUUAAGGGAACGAAAGCAGAAGAGAUUUAGGUAUACCCUAUUAUAGAAUGUAAAUAUUUGUACAUAUUCAAUCAUAGUUAUUAACUUACAAAAACAUAUAAAACAGCUAGCUUAGUAAGUGAUGUUGAAUCUCAGAAUUAUUCUUUGUGUGAAAAUAUGUUGCGAGCGCCAUCUGUUGUCAAAUAGAAUCAAUCAGUUCCACUAAAAAAAUAUUCUUUUCCUACGAUAUUGUAAUUAAGUAUGUAAUUAAAUAACUUUCUAUGUAAGUAUAUUUAAAUUAUACUGGCAUUAGAAGCCUUAAUAUCAAAACUAUAGACAAUAAUAGAGACAUAGAAUUUAUAAUAGUAACAAAUAUUGAGUACUUGAUAUGUUUUUUCCUGUAAAUAAAUCAUAAUUAUUAUACUUACUAGGGUUUAUAUAUGUUCUCAUAAUCUGAUAUUCCUAUGUACUUACUAAUUGUGAAUUAAGUGCCAUUUUUGGAGUAAACUAGUCGCGUAAUAUGUACAUACCUACAUUUAAUUUCUAAAGAUAUUAUUUAUUUUGAA
Molecule: messenger RNA, 3241 nt
Organism: Plutella xylostella (diamondback moth)
Lineage: Eukaryota; Metazoa; Arthropoda; Insecta; Lepidoptera; Plutellidae
Source: RefSeq, a predicted model, not a curated record